This is a messenger RNA of Tuber aestivum (summer truffle), 5099 nucleotides long. The record is from the annotation of a GenBank genome assembly. Lineage: Eukaryota; Fungi; Ascomycota; Pezizomycetes; Pezizales; Tuberaceae.
ACUCCAACGACCGUUAAUCAUUGCCCUUUCCCACAGUCCAAUACACCCCAUCCAGGCCCGCUGGAACCGCGUCGCCGUGAAAUCACCAAUGGAAAAGCACGACAGAACCACGGUUGGGGCUAUUGAGGAGGCUCGGCCGACGGUCGCGGACCUGCACGGGGAUAAUCCUUUUGCUCUGGCUGCUAAAAAGCACUGGCUCGCGGAGAAACCGGUCAGGUUUAAGCCGGAAGCCUUGAAGACAGAAUUCUACGACCCACUGGAGAAGGAUGGCUUUCCCUUCCGGUCAUUGCUGAUCCUUGAGAAUCUUCAGUUUCUUGAGAAGUUUGUUCCCUAGCCUCUCACUCGUGAGCCUUAAUUGCUGAUCUGAUUUGCGCGCGCCAGACUAUUGUGGCCCAAUUUCGUGGAAACCGCGUCGAAUUACCAUGUCGUACUGAUCGCGCUGAUGGUGAAUGUCAAGCGGCGGGAGAAUCUUAAUGUCUGGGGUAUACAAUCGGGCUCGUGAAUAUUGAUGGUGUCGCGAAUUGCUGAUAUAGAGUAUUAGAGUACAUAUCGUUGCUGCCCGAGCAUUUCCCGCUUCUCUUCCGUCGCAUAUUGUUUAUGACCAUUGAUCACGGAAUCUCUCUGUCCAUAAGAAACCACCUUUUGACCUUCAUCGUCACCGCAUUUCAAUCGCUCGAUAGUGGUCUAGUGAGGAAGGAGUGUGCCCCGCUGGUUUCGAUAUCCAUUUGGAGCAAUCUUUCGAGUGAGGAAGUACGGAAUGCGCGGCUGGAAAAGUACCCCCAGACCAAAAAAGCCUGGAGGGCGGCUGGGAAACGGUUUGACUCGGCCGACGAUAGCACGAAAGAUCGGUUGCGAUUCGAUAGACUGUGGCUUUUUGAAAUGAUAUUGGAUUUCUUAAACAUGAUGUAUAAGCCAUUGGAUCAACAGGAAAGUGAUGAACCAAAGCGUGCGUGCGGUCGCCCCCAGAUGUCCACAAUUUCGGCUAAAAUUUAAUAGAGAUCCUCAACUAUUGCGAGCGGUUUAUUGAGCUUCUAACGGAUCUCGAAUCUCAGAUGCCAACAAGACGAUACGUUAACUUCUUGUUAAAGGAUCACCAUGUGCUCACAGCAAUUAAGUUAUCGCCCCUUUAUACGAAUUCUGAGAAUGGUUUGUUCCGUGAUCUUUAUGCAUUGCUCUCCCACUACAUCAACUUUUCGAUUGAUGAUCACACCGGAUUACAGCUUUCCCAGGAGGAGUCCCGGAAAAUCCAUAAUGCGGAUCUGGCAAAACUCCAAAGAAUAGCAUUCAAGCAUUUCAAAGAUAAAUUGACUAUUCUAGCUCUAGCCAAUUACGGGAGCAUUGGACAACGAGAUGAGCUCGCAUCCCACAUCGCAGAGUUAGAGGAUGGAGGGGUGGUAGAGUUGUGCCGCCUGCUAGGGCUGCGCACGGAAUACCCGCAAAAGGUUGCUAUGUCUGUAAACCGAGCCUUUUUGACAGAGGCAAUAUUGCAGUGCUAUGAGAAGAGAAUGACCUUUCAGGAGCAGGCAAAGGAAUUGCCUGUGCUGCCAAACCAGGAUACACUAUUUGAGUCUUCUUUGCUCCGUAAUGAAUAUUAUGACGGGUCUGGGCCCCUAGCUAUCCCGAAACUCAAUUUGCAAUACUUGACUGUCGGGGACUUUCUAUGGCGAUCUUUUAUUCUUUAUCGAUGCGAAGCGUUUUUUGCAAUUAGAAGAGAUAUCGAGGAUUCGUUACAUCGCCUUGCGCCGAAGCUUUCGCACCCAAGCAUGACCACCCAAUUCCAUGGGUCCUCCAAGAUGGCUCUAUUGAUCACGAGACCUUCGUAUGUGUUCAUCUAGUUUUGAUUUGGGUGAUUAUGGCAGAACUGACGGCAAGAGCGCGUAUAGAAUACUCGAAACGGCCCCACCCAAAGUCGGUGAGGAGAAACCGGCGUUUGUUCGCGCGGAAAUUAGUCUUGACUAUGCUCGACUUUCCGAGGACGUUCGGCGCGAUUGGGACUCCCUUCGGCCAGAUGAUGUGGUCUUUCUGCUCGCCGUCAAGGGAGUUGAUGAGGGCGACCGAAUGAUCACUGAUGGGUCACCCGAUAAACUGAAUGCAGCAGAAAGGUUCGGGAUCAAGUGCCUGAGGGCUGCGGAAGUCGUACAGCUGCUUGACCAGGAUGGGCGACCGAUUAAAACCAGCGAUGGCCAGGCUCGGAGGGUCAGCGGAAAGCGCAGGCUCCAUGUUCGCCUAGAUCCGGAGAUGUACAAGGUAUAUCGCGACAUCGCUGAGUGCUAUAGAGUAUCAUAUAUUCUAACUCAUUGCUUGGUGGCAGAUCGACGCAGAUGGCCUGAAGGCCGGCAAGCCAGAUGCCUACGACUCCAUAAACGUGUUGAUCAGACGAAAAGGAAGAGUCAGUACAAGGUUCUCUGUUUUCCAUUGAAGCAAACGUUAACGUGAAAACCAGGAAAACAAUUUCAAGCCUGUCCUGGAAUCAAUUCAGGAACUUACUCAGGCUGAUGUGCCCAUGCCAACAUGGCUACAGGAGGUCUUCCUAGGGUAUGGGGACCCUGCCGGGGCACAUUACUCUAAACUUUCGAAUCAGCCAAAGCUGGUUGAUUUCCGGGACACAUUCCUUGAUUGGCAACACUUGGCGGAGAGCUUCCCAGGAACAGUGUGUUCCCAGGUCUACUCCACUGUUCGCACUACCCAUACUGAUUAUUGUGGUAGAAACUUAAGCCGAAGGAAGGGUUGCAAGAGGGAUGCGAUCCUCCAUAUGUGAUCUCGCGAGAAACUGCUGUAGAGCAGCCCAAGCCCGCAAAGAAGCGUAGGAGGGACCAGGAGGAUAACCUCGACAAAGAGGAAUCCUUGGUGGUCUCAACCUACAAGCUUCCGAACAUGGGGCCUUAUCCAAUUGAUGUGCCACGCACGAACCGUAUCAAGUUCACCCCAACACAAGUAGAGGCCAUCCGCUCUGGAACCAACCCCGGUCUGACCGUGAUUGUUGGCCCGCCCGGAACUGGAAAGACCGAUGUUGCUACCCAAAUCAUCAGCAACCUGUAUCACAACUUUCCUACCCAACGCACUCUAUUAAUAGCCCAUAGCAAUCAGGCCUUGAAUCAGCUUUUUGAGAAGAUCACCGCUCUAGACAUCGAUGAACGGCAUUUGCUUCGAUUGGGGCAUGGCGAGGAAGAGUUGAAGACAGAUACUAAUUAUAGCAAGCAGGGGAGGGUGGAAUCCUUCAUGGUGAGCUCUCCUGACAAAUUUCAGGACAAUAGCUGAUAAUCAUAGGACAACCGCGUGAAAUUAUUAGCAGAGGUUGACCGAUUGGCUGCCACUCUAGGCGCUCCCGGCGCGCAUGGCGAUUCCUGUGAGACUGCGGGCUACUUCAACCUGGUUUAUGUUCGGCCAGUGUGGGAGAAAUAUCAGAAUGUGUUGUCUGAGGAGGGCUUCACGUUGGAGAAGCUCUAUGAAAACUUCCCGUUCCAUCAGUACUUUUCGAAUUCUCCGGGGCCCAUGUUUUCGCAGGGCUUGUCCCUGGAGGAAGCUAUCGAGGUAGCAGAGGGCGGUUACAGGCACAUCGGGAAGUUGUUUACGGAACUGGAGGAUAUUAGACCGUUCGAGUUGCUGAAAACCGCAAGGGACAGGCAAAAUUAUUUGCUCACCAAAGAAGCAAGGAUCGUCGCCAUGACUUCGACCCAUGCUGCAAUGAAGGUGGGCCAUAAAUCUCCGUCAACCGCGAUGGCUAGGCACUGAUGAAACCCUUUUUAGCGCGCCGACAUUGCGAAGCUAGGCUUCGAGUACGACAACGUUGUGAUGGAAGAGGCCGCACAAAUCACGGAGGUUGAGACUUUCAUCCCGUUAGCUCUGCAAUCUCCGAAGAAAGGCGAGCUUCCCCUACAGCGCGUCGUACUAUGUGGAGACCACUAUCAGAAUUCCCCCAUCGUGCAGAACAUCGCGUUUAGGCAGUACGCCAAUCUGGAACAGAGCCUAUUUGCAAGGUUGGUAAGGUUGGGGGUCCCAACCGUCAAUCUAGACCAACAGGGACGUGCGCGUGCGUCUAUUGCUAGGUUGUACAAUUGGCGUUAUCGUGAGCUCGGGGAUCUGCCUCUAUUAGAAUCGCUGCCGGAAUACCAGACUGCGAAUGCUGGGUAUGUAGUAGCGGGGAUACGCCAAAGGUUCGUGCCUCAUGACCUGCCUGCUAACCUGUCCGUUUACAGUUUCCGCCACAAAUUCCAAUUUAUCAACGUCAAGGACUACAAAGGCCAGGGAGAAUACGAGCCUACUCCGCACUUCAUCCAGAACCUCGGAGAAGCGGAAUACGUAGUGGCUAUAUACCAGUACAUGCGUCUUCUCGGCUACCCUGCCGAAAAAAUAACAGUACUGACCACAUACCUUGGCCAACGUUCCCUCAUCCGGGACGUUCUUAAUCGACGAUGCGCGAAGAACCCCUUGUUCGGAAUGCCCGCAUCCCUGACUACAGUGGACAAGUACCAGGGCGAACAAAACGACUGUGCGUUCCCCUCCCUCCACACCUACCCGCCUUCCCACCUAUGCAAAUACGAGAGGCUAACGAGUGACUAGACGUGAUCCUUUCCCUCGUUCGCACGAAACGCGUUGGCUACCUGCGUGACAUCCGCCGCAUGACGGUUGCCCUCUCCCGGGCUCGGUUAGGUCUGUAUGUAGUUGGGCGCCGGGAGGUUUUCGAAAGCUGCUACGAGCUGUCAGAAGCCUUCUCCCGCUUGUUGGAGAACAAGAGCGAUAAGCUUGAAGUCGUUAUCGGCGAGAUGUGGCCUACGGAGAGGAGGGACAAGGCCAAGGAAGGGACGGAAAUGGAGAACGUGGAGCAUAUGGGCCAAUACGUGUACGAGAUGACCGUGACGAAAGUGGAGAGCAUGAGGCCGGUCAAGCAGUAGCAGCUCCUCUCGCAUGACAAAAAUCUGUCGUCUACUUAAGUUAGCAUUGGAGAUCAGCAGGUGCGGGAAAUUGUAUAAUAGUCUCUUCAUUCUAUACCGAUUAAGAUGUAGAGGGGAUUGAAGGUACGGGUACGGGAUCUUAGUGGUGAGGGUGGGAGGUCUAAUUAGAGCAUGGAACGUAAUGAAUGCAAUCGCGAUAUCAAGAUG